Punica granatum (pomegranate) is the source of this 1161-nucleotide messenger RNA. Lineage: Eukaryota; Viridiplantae; Streptophyta; Magnoliopsida; Myrtales; Lythraceae. The record is from RefSeq and is a predicted model, not a curated record.
GGUCAGAGUCAAACGACGACCUCGCAUCUCUCGGACACCGUUUGACUGCUGCUCAUAAGCUCACUGCAAUGGCAGCUGAAUUACAGCCGUCGGAGGAGCCGGCCGCCGCCUUGUCCUCCGCCACCACCGCCACGGCCGCAGCUACUCAGCCUCAAGCUGCAGCUCAAUCCGAAGAUAGGCCGGCGCAAGAGAACGCCGUCCCUCCACCCGCCGCGCCGAAGCGCCAGCGCCGGCCCAGCGUCCGCCUGGGCGAGAUCGGAGACCACCAGCCCGCUGCGCUCGCGAACGAGUCGCAUGUCCGGCGUCCGAAGUGGAGGCUCCCCAAGGACCCCCCCAAUCGGAAGGCCCGGUCCCUCACGCACCUCGUGAACGGGAACGGCGACUCCGACUUAGAUCCCGCGCACAGGAAGCAGAAGCCCAAGCGUGGGAUCGGGAUAGGAGCAGGAUUCGGGAUAGGAACGGCCGCGAAGCGAGUGCGAUCGAGCUGGACCUCCAGGCCCGAGGAGACCGCCGAGCACAACACAAGGGAGAGAGAUUGGGAAGUCGAGGAGGAAGAGGAAGAGGAAGACGAAGAAGGAGAUAGACGGGGAAGCGGCAACGUGUACAGGGACUUCGAGCGGAGCCCGGCCCGCUCCGGAGACGACGACGCCGCAGGAACCGAUUCGUGGCAGAGGAGGGCCAACCAGGCUCCUGAGUCGGAGAACCCGGAGGGGAGGGGAGACGGGGUGAGGAGCUGGCUCAUAGAGCUGGGCCUGAGCAGGUAUGCGCCAAUCUUCGAGGUGCACGAGGUGGACGAUGAAGUGCUGCCGAUGCUGACGCUGGAGGACUUGAAGGACAUGGGGAUCAACGCGGUGGGCUCGAGGAGGAAGAUGUACUCCGCCAUUCUCAAGCUCCGCAGGGGGUUCUCGUGAGUUCCCUGAACUGAAAUUGUUGCUUCGUCUUGUCUGAUGAAUAUGAAUAGUCCAGCCCUUGUAACAUAGAAAUCUCUGAAACCUUCUCUGACUGACGAAUAAAUGGAAAUGGGAAUAGCACUUGCUGAUCUCUCUGCUUCUCUUUGUUGGCUCAGCUGAUUUGAUCAUCACCUAAUAGUUCCAGCAAAAAUCCUAUGAUAAUCGGCUCACGAGCUUUGCUUAUCAAUUGCUUUGGAUGGAGUUUGUGAUC